UUUAAAUUUAACAGCUCUCCAGUGCUAUUUAUUGAUUAAGUUUUUAUGGUAAUCAUUUUUUAGAAUAAUUGCCAAAGGUAUACACGUACCUUCCCUUAGAACUACAGCACCCCAGCAAGUGCUAUGUUAAGUUUUCUACCAUCAUCUUCAAACUUUAUUGGGAGUUUUUAAACACUGAUUUGUCAUUAUUUUAAACGCUAACUUUUUAUUUCAAUGGGGAUUGGAUUCAGUUGCCAUUUACUUUCUACUGAUUUCAUGGCCUGUUGUGGCCGAGUGUUCUUCUGCAUUGCACUUGAGUUCGCAUGGCUGACUCAUCACAGUGUGGGUUCAAAUCCCAGUCCCAAUCCAAGAGGAAGGCACUUCACCAUAAUUGCUUCUCUUCACCCAGGUGAUUUUAAAGGAAACUUCUCCAAAAUCCAUGAUGACCUGACUCACCCUUUAAGUUGUCUAUUUGAGACGAAUUCCUUGAAGACCAGAAGUACAAAACUGUACGGAUGGAACAGAAUGUCUCCUGGAGGGAUCACAUCACCAACCCGGAGCUCUAUGGCAACAUCCCCCCACUGAGCGAGAAGAUCAAGGAGUGCCGGUUGCGCCUUGAGCUACCAGCCUAUAAAGUCAUCGUGUGGGAGCCCACCCAUGGCAGGCGCGGUCCCUGAAGACCCACCAAGACCAUGCUAAAGACCCUGUUUGAAGACGCAGGAGAAGUCAACAAGAAGGAGCUUAUCAGCUGUAUGCAGGAUAGAGUUGUGUGGUGUGUCAGACAUCGAGCCCGACUCAAACAUGCGGCAACGUGACAACUUCUUCUUAUGGCUUCUUAUGACUUGGGUCGACUGAGUUGCUGAGUUAGUGAGUACAAAACAAAACACGAGACGAUGUACCCUAAGAUUGCAAGGACCAGGAAAAGCAAAUACAUACUACGAUCCGUAGAUCUAUUCUACCAGCAUCAACAACACCACAGCAAACAGCGCCUACAACUGUUUGGACAUGCAACUUUGGGUGACAGACAACUCUCAAUAGUCCUAGACUGGCACAACUGUAACGCUUUGCCCUUAACAUGCUGGGCUUGAGUUAAAGCUCGACCAGAAUGUCUUGAGGUUGACCUAACAAGAGUUGUUGACUUGAGGCUUCUAACAAAGACCUUAAUUAGCGUCUUGCUCUAACAAGAAUUAUGACGAGUUAAAGUUUGCCCGGAAAGACUUCACCCGUUAGACUUGUGUCUUGGCCUAAUACGUGCCCGACAAGACUUAGUUAAGAUAUACUGAAGGCAUGCCCUGGAUUUGCUGAAAUACACAACCCCCCUUUUUUUAAACAGUGCCUUGAACUUUUCAUGUGUGACGUCUCAGCACUUGCUUUUAGACAACUUGCUUAAUCCUACAGAUAAUAAAAAGGAUGAAUAGCUGAAACUCAUAAAUGACGCAUGUGAAAUUGGGCCAUCUAUUUUUAUGACUGAUAUUUCUCUGAGCUUUUGAGAUCAUUGUGAUAAACAACCCUCUUGAGAUGAUCAGCCCACACUGGCUAGAAAUGAAUAAACCAUCUUAGAGUCCCACUCAGAUUUAAAGGCACUGGACACAUUUGGGUAUUUGCCAAAAAUGUUGUACAUUAGAUAAAAAUAUACAUUGCAAAGCCUCAAAACCUAUUUACAUGUAGAUGUCAUUGUCGUACAAUUAUUUUCCACUUAAUAUGGAAAAAUAUGGAGUGGAAUUUUUGACAAAAUAUUCAAUAGUAAUCUCCUUUAUUUGUGUGGUAUAUUAAAGGCACUGGACAUGUAAUUAAUCAAAAUAAUGGUUAGCAUAAAACUUACGUGGUAACGAACAAUGAAGAGCUGUAGAUAGUAUAAAACAUUCUUGGUUACAACUCUGUCUGAAGUCUUGUAGUUUUUGAGAAGGAGUUAAUUUCUCACUGAAGUAUUUGAAAAUACUUCUGACUGAAAGCGUACAACUUCGUGUGACAAGGGCGGAUUUUCUUUCAUUAUUCUCUUGCAACUUACCUGACCAAUUGAGGCCAAUUUUUCACGGAUUUGUUAUUUUGCUUAUGUUUGAGAUACACCAAGAGACU
Molecule: messenger RNA, 2055 nt
Organism: Asterias rubens (European starfish)
Lineage: Eukaryota; Metazoa; Echinodermata; Asteroidea; Forcipulatida; Asteriidae
Exons: 3
Coding region: 214-564 (116 amino acids)
Source: RefSeq, a predicted model, not a curated record